Molecule: messenger RNA, 978 nt
Organism: Colletotrichum higginsianum IMI 349063
Lineage: Eukaryota; Fungi; Ascomycota; Sordariomycetes; Glomerellales; Glomerellaceae
Exons: 3
Coding region: 1-978 (325 amino acids)
Source: RefSeq, a predicted model, not a curated record
AUGAGACGAACCCUGCCUGCCAGAGCCACACCGUCCUCGGGACCAAGUCCUACAGUCAGUUUUAAUGCCAAUAUGCCGCUCCUCACUAGCACAAAUGAUGAAGGCUACGGAAAGCUCGCCAAACUAUUCGCCGAAGCCCAGGAGAUUGCCAUCUUUCGUAAAUUCGAUCAACUGAACAUGUUAAAUCUCUUGCGACUUCAGGCAGAGAUUCAUGAGCUAGAAGAGGACCUAGGAGAGAUACGAGCCGAAGACAGAGACUCGAAUGACACGAAUCGGAGAUUGUACGGGCUCAACUUUCGUGUUAUGAGGGAAAACGCUGAAGACGGUGACUCCGAGCAGUUGGAAACUCUUGAGAAAAUUGGCCUAAAGCUCAUUGAGUACAACCAAGCAUUGCAAAAUGUUGCGUUUCUCCACAAGGCGUCUCAACCAUCAGAUGCUGAGAUAGCCUUCUUGAGGAUAUGGUUAGUGAGAGACAAAAUGGGAGACCGGUUUCUCAGGAAUGCCGGAGUCGAAGCUACGGUAUGGGACGACAAGUACCGGACCGACCUACUCACUAUUGGAGGAUCCUCGGGAACCUCAGACAGGCUCAGCCGGUUGAUGAAUGGGAGACUGUUGAACUGGUACCAUUUCGCUAUCGGGCGUUUCACCAAAUCUGGCAAGAGGACUAAUGACGAGAUGAUCCGGGACUACGACUCAAGGAAGAUUCAACGGUUCAGCGACGUCGUUGUGGGAGCCUUGUCAGCUUCGAUCCCCACUGUUGCAAUUUUGGUUCUGUACUUUGUUCACAACAUGACGCAUCGAAUUGGCCUUGUCAUCGUUUUCACUUUCAUCUUCUCGGUGGCUUUCUCCACGAUAACUGGGGCCAAGAAGGCCGAGGUCUUCGCUGCAACAGCGGCCUUCGCAGCAGUGGAGGUGGUGUACAUCGGAAGCGUGGCUUCAAAUGACACUGUUUGCGUCUGCUCUCCUGGUCAAGCCUAA